This is a messenger RNA of Nylanderia fulva, 1944 nucleotides long. It is a transcript of the gene His2Av, whose product is annotated as Histone H2A variant. Gene Ontology annotation, molecular function: structural constituent of chromatin; protein heterodimerization activity; DNA binding. Gene Ontology annotation, cellular component: nucleosome. Lineage: Eukaryota; Metazoa; Arthropoda; Insecta; Hymenoptera; Formicidae. The record is from RefSeq and is a predicted model, not a curated record.
CGCCAAGCGCAUUUGGCGGGCUCGUCGCGUUUAGACGGCGUCGUUCGUGACUGCUCGCAAGUCUUUCGUGCUGUGUGUGUGUCGAAUAUCCACGUCGCGCAAUGGCUGGCGGUAAGGCGGGCAAGGACUCGGGCAAGGCAAAGGCGAAGGCGGUCUCGCGCUCGGCUAGGGCCGGCCUGCAGUUCCCAGUGGGCAGAAUUCACAGGCAUUUGAAAAACAGAACCACGAGUCAUGGUCGAGUAGGCGCUACUGCGGCAGUGUAUAGCGCAGCCAUUUUGGAAUACCUCACGGCCGAGGUAUUGGAGUUGGCGGGAAAUGCAUCAAAGGAUCUGAAAGUCAAACGUAUUACACCUAGACAUCUGCAACUUGCCAUACGUGGUGAUGAAGAAUUAGAUAGUCUCAUUAAAGCAACUAUUGCAGGAGGAGGUGUCAUUCCACAUAUCCACAAAUCGCUUAUUGGCAAGAAGGGUUCGCAGAAGCCGGCAUAAUUUAGCGGUAAUUGAUAUUGAACAUUUCAAGAUUCGUGGGCAAAUGGGAGGAUGGAAGAGUUGAUCCAGUGUUUGUUGACAAAGUGUACCUAAGUUACUAAAUCGAUGAGGAGACUGGCGUGAUAUAUACAUAGAGAUAUAUAUAGAUAUAUAAAUAAAACAGUAUAUUGAUAUAAUUUAAUAUAGAUAAAAAUGAGAGUAAAGAAAAAAAGACAAAUGUUCAUCAUGCAAUUGACAAAUGGGCAAGACAGGGAGAAUUGUAGACCGAGAAUAGGAAAUUUUUAGUGUGUUGCGAGCGAUGCGUUGUAGCAUGGCUUGCUCGAGAUAACGACAGUCUUCGGUACAGUUUGCAAUUUAUGAACACUGCGGAAGCAUCAGAAGGCGUGUGAAAACGUCUUCAAUUACUAUGUUUAAUUAUUUACGAUACCUCACGAAGCUAUCGACUUUUUGCCGAAUCAUUUGUGCUUAAUUUUAUUUCAUUUCAAUUGUUUUUAAAUUGCGUCAUCUAUUAUCAAAGAUACGUCUUGUUAAUUUGUUUCAAACAAAGUAUCAUUUUCAAUAAUUUGUCCUCACAAAAGCAUUAAUGCAUAACGUUGCAAUGUUCGAUUUGUUAUUUAACUUUUAAACAUGUUUUACGAUAUACUUUAAAUUUAUUACAUACACGCCAGCGUGCGAUUAUCCAACAUAUAGAGUAAACAGUAAAGAUUUCCUUAUCGUCGGAUUCAUCUCAGUAGUAAAGAGAAAAAGAAAGGAAGAGAAAUGCAAAGCGGACGUUUACACAUGUAACUUCCGAGUUUACGACUCGAAUGACUCCACAUUUUGCCAAAUGCGUAUAGAAAUAUAUGAUAAAGUUUUCAAUCUUAAAAUCUCUAUUUAAAUACUAUCUCAAAAUUCUUUGCUCUUGUACUAAUGUACACGUUUUUUGCGCGUUUUCCUAUCAGGAUUACAAUACAGUCAUAAAAAUCAGUUCUAGAAUUUUGACAGUUUAAUUAUGAUUCGAAAUGUACCAAGAGUUAAAUGUAAAAGCUAAUGUAAUAAUUGACAAACAAUCAUCGAAUAUUUUCUGCCUCAAAUAUGCGAAAUUAACAAUCUUUCACUGGUGAAGAAAUUAAACUAUAAAUUCUUUAAUUCUAUUGUAAAUUUUCUUUGGUCAUUACAAUCUUAAUAAUAGUGAAGACUGGCACUUCAGUUUUUAUAAAAUAUAAUUUAUGAAAUAGAUAUAGAAAAUACGAUUCAAGAUAUCUGAAAGUUGAUUAGCAUAUGUAAGGACAUGAGAAUGUUUAUUUUUGCUUUAAUCAUUUUCUUUUUUAUUUUGAUGUUCGUCACUUCGUUACAAUUCUGUAUAAUUUAGCAUAAUUUUUACUGUACCUUUACGGAAUAACGCACCAUAUAUUAAAUACCAGCCAUAUGUAAAACGUUCAUUUUUUUCAUAAUAAAGAUAAAUUUUAUUACUAAA